CAACCCGUUCACACCUCACCGAGCGAGCAGCUAGCUAGCUGCGGCGAUGGCCUCCAGAGCGGCGGCGGUCGCCGUCCUCCUCCUCGCCGUGGCGGCGGCGCCGCUCUUCGCCGCGGCGAGCGCGCAUGGCCGAGGCUACCUUGGUGCCAAGUCCUGGCCUCCUGACGGCAGCCUGAGCUCAUCAAGCUCCGGCGAGGCUGCAGCGGCGGACGUCGACGACGGCCACACGGACUGGAAGUGCUACUCCUCCUGCAUGAGCAAGUGCUGUCACCGCCACGACGACGACGACGACGACAAGGCCAAUGCCAAGGCCAACGCCACCGCCGGCGCCGCCGCCGUCGGGCUCGACGAUGACUACAAGUGCAAGAAGCAGUGCCUCGGCAACUGCUUCAAGGACGUGCCGGCCGUUUGCUACCACAAGUGCGUCGACGACUGGUGCGCGAAGCUGCCACCAUAUAGCUCCGCGAAGGUGCAGUGCUACAAGAAGUGCGGCGAUAAAUGCUUCCACCACGGCCCGAAGCCUGGGCCCAAGCCCAAGCCCAAGCCGAGCCCACCAAAACCCAAGCCUGGACCGAAGCCUAAGCCUCCCAAGCCUGGGCCGAAGCCGAAGCCUCCCAAGCCAGGGCCGAAGCCGAAGCCGAAGCCUCCAAAGCCAGGGCCGAAGCCGAAGCCGAAGCCGCCGAAGCCCGGGCCGAAGCCGAAGCCAGGGCCGCCACAGCCCUGGUGGCCUAUACCAUUCCCGAAGCCGCCGUGUCCCCCCGGCGCCGACGGGUCGUCGUCGGCGGUCGACGACAAGAACAACUGAUCACACAUCAUACCUAAAUUAUACAUAUGAUUAAUUUGAGAUCAAAGAAUUUACAGAGUAAAUACAGCCAGGGCGACGUCUCAUUGCUGCAAAUUAACUAUUGUAUAGAUGGCAUAUGCACGGUAAUUGUCAAGUGAUCUAUCUGUAAACCUGGCAUAUCAGCAUAUGCAUGCCUACUCCUAUGGAUGAAUUCUAUACGUACUUUCGUUCAAAAAACAAUUCUAUAUGUAUUGAA
Messenger RNA from Oryza sativa Japonica Group (Japanese rice), 1040 nucleotides. RefSeq names its product actin cytoskeleton-regulatory complex protein pan-1. NCBI's taxonomy places the organism in Eukaryota, Viridiplantae, Streptophyta, Magnoliopsida, Poales, Poaceae. The record is from RefSeq and is a predicted model, not a curated record.